AUGGAAGACCCCAAUCUGACCGAGGCGCCAGGUGCCGCGCAAUGCCCUUCCUCCCAGUCGGUUGAGCUCAAAGACUCCUCAGGAAGACCCCAUUGUGGUCAGCCUAUCGCUGGGGCCACUCCCUUGGGUACUCCUGUCGGCGCAUCUGAGAACGAUGCUGAGUCUCCUGGGUCAACUCCGCUCCCCUCUUCCGCGUUCAAGAUGGCAGAGGGGUCAACCACCAACUCCGGUGCCUCCAUUGAGCCUUCUUCACCAAGCACAAUUCGCGGUGUCAUGACCCCAAAGCCUGGGUCAGCAGAUAUAUCAGAUGGCAAUGCCGAUCUUGAGGGGUCAUCUUCGGUCUCUCAUGAAGAGGCCGUGUUGAAUCUUGAAGACAAGCUUCGCCAAUUUGAAUCCCAACUACGAGAACGCAAUGAGCCCAGUUCAGUUCUCACGGUCCCCUAUCCAUCUCUGAAGCGCAAGAUGCAAGAUGAACUCUAUGACCCCGUUUCCAAAAAGAUGAAACCAGCGUCUCAAGUCAGCCCGGAAAUGGGCUCAUUAUCGACGGAAGUUGCAGGUCGAUAAGUCCUAGACCGUUGCUGGAGGCGUUGCCAACGGGUUACUGUGCACCGAGAGAACUCUAUGAUGACAUCGACGCCCAGUUGCCGGACAGAGGGUAUUGGUUUUGGGAAUGGUUUUGGGGGAAGAUAUCUUCCGACAUUAGUUUUGAGAGGCAGGACUUACAUGCUAUUUUGGGUUCAUUUGGCAGCAGAGAAAGCCGUCUAAACACUUGCAUCUUGUCACUUUUGGGUGUAUAUAGAGAUCUUCUUGAGGUCAUAUCUGAGCUAAAGAGUUACUCUUGGUUG
Messenger RNA from Fusarium oxysporum Fo47, 845 nucleotides. RefSeq lists its product as uncharacterized. The coding region runs from base 1 to 564 and encodes 187 amino acids. The record is from RefSeq and is a predicted model, not a curated record. The transcript has 2 exons. Lineage: Eukaryota; Fungi; Ascomycota; Sordariomycetes; Hypocreales; Nectriaceae.